UUGAUUUGCACUAUUUGUCAUUUACUUAUAGACUCCUUCCUCUCUUCACUUCGACGUCAGUCAACUGGAACUGUGAGCGAUGCCGGUAGUUUCCGACCAAUUGAGAUUUCGCCUAAUAAGCCAAGUAGCUUUGCUACACAACAGCAAAAACAGCAUCAUCAGCAACAGCAACAAUUUCAGUUGAAUUCUAGUACUAGUAAAUACUCUUCCACGAUGCAGCAGCACCAGCAGCAGCAGCAGCAAACACAGCCUGCACUCCUCCAGAGCACGUCACAACAGUUGAAACCCCAACAGAUACAGCACCAACAACAAAUUCAAAAGAACCAACACACAAAGCAAAAAAUGGAGUGGAACAAUAGUCAUGAUCAAAGCAUCACGAAUAGCACCUCUGUGAAUAUUGCUGCCCCAGUACCUGUGAAUGGCCAAUUAGUGGAUCUUUCCCUCGUGGAGGCCACUUCACCAGUCUGGUAUCGUCUCAAGAUAUCACGACAAGAAGCCAUAUCAAUUCUCAAAAACCAACCCACUGGCAGUUUCCUUGUUCGUGAUAGCACAACCUUCAAGGACGCUUAUGGAUUGGCUGUCAAGAGUAGCAAACCACCUAACAAACCCGGACAGAAAUCAGGUUUCGCAAAAUUCAUGAAAAACAUCCUCAAAUUCACGGCUCUCUUUCCGCAUGUAGACGAUAUCAGCAAUGAUCUGGUUCGGCAUUAUCUCAUUGAAACUGUAACAACACCCACUCGAGGGGUUCGAAUCAAGGGUUUCAGUGCUGAGCAGGUGUUCCCCAAUCUUUUGGCCCUAAUUCAGUAUCACACUCAGUACCCUGUCGCGUUGCCAUGUUGUCUAGUCCUCCCGCCUAUACCGUCGAUCCAGACCAGUGCUGUUGUCACUAACACAGCGAGCAACUCAUCUCUUCGAAAUGGCAAUGGCAAUACCAACGGUGAUUCCGAUUCAAUCACUCUGGUGCAGAAUAAUGGAAUUCGUAGCUUGAAUCAAACACCCACAAGUUUCAAUGGAAAUAUUUCUACUGUUGCUGUGUCCGCGAUGCCGGCGACAAGAGGGGAGUCACUGGAUACCCCCAAUCCCUCAAGAAGCAUCACUUCUCCGCUCUCUCCAACAGCGGGGAUGUUCCACAGUGAGCUAAUCAGUCCUCCGCCUAAUAUAUCAUGCCGCUGUCUCUAUUUGGGAGCCGUGGAAGUGGAUAGUAAUCAGCCGGAACAGGCGAAUCUAAUGGCAGCAGUGGACACCCUAAUUCCCGGUCCAAUUCUACAGGCUGCAACCUGUGAUCAGCUUGGUGCGGAAAGUCCCAUUCAGUAUGCUGAAUGCCAACUGCAAGCAGCCCAUAACGAGGGCAUCUUGCUAACCGAUCUCUCUCGAAAGCUCUUCUUCCAACGCCACUUCUCUGCUAAUAGCUUCAUCUACGCUGGCAUCGACCACCGCGAUAAAGCUUUCCUACAUCCAAAUCACUCCGCUUUGGGAAUUGACAAACCAAAACUUUUCGGCCUUAUUAUCAAGAAGUUAAGCGGUGAGUAUAUGGCGCACAUAUUCUCUGAAUUUGAUGCUAAUUACGGAGCAGCCAUAGUAACUGCACAAAUCAAUUCGCUUCUACUGAAUAAGUGA
Molecule: messenger RNA, 1617 nt
Organism: Rodentolepis nana
Lineage: Eukaryota; Metazoa; Platyhelminthes; Cestoda; Cyclophyllidea; Hymenolepididae
Source: the annotation of a GenBank genome assembly